Messenger RNA from Capsella rubella, 1231 nucleotides. RefSeq names its product probable diphthine methyl ester synthase. Lineage: Eukaryota; Viridiplantae; Streptophyta; Magnoliopsida; Brassicales; Brassicaceae. The record is from RefSeq and is a predicted model, not a curated record. Gene Ontology annotation, molecular function: diphthine synthase activity. Gene Ontology annotation, biological process: protein histidyl modification to diphthamide. Bases 135 to 956 code for a protein of 273 amino acids. The transcript has 4 exons.
AAAAAACAAAAAGGGUUUUGAGUUUGACCUUCUUCUCUACUUGGCCGCUCUCUGAGGUUUAUCGAGUGACAGAGCCUUUGCUUUCCCAAUUUUUCAACGCAAUCUAUCAGAGAGGAAGAAGAGUAGUAGCAGAGAUGUUGUACAUUAUAGGAUUAGGUUUAGGAGAUGAAAAAGACAUAACUUUGAGAGGACUCGAAGCUGUUAAGAAAUCUCAGAAAGUAUACAUGGAAGCUUACACUUCUCUUUUGUCCUUUGGUCUCUCUGCUGAUGGUCUUUCCAAUCUUGAAAAGUUUUACGGGAAACCAAUUAUACUUGCUGAUAGAGAAAUGGUGGAAGAAAAGGCUGGUGAUAUGAUUGAAGAAGCUGUUGAUAAUGAUAUAGCUUUUCUCGUUGUUGGUGAUCCUUUCGGAGCUACAACACAUAGUGAUCUUGUUGUUCGAGCUAAGACACUUGGUGUGAAAGUAGAGGUAGUGCACAAUGCUUCGGUGAUGAAUGCUGUUGGGAUUUGUGGCCUGCAGCUUUACCAUUAUGGAGAGACUGUUUCAAUCCCGUUCUUCACCGAGACUUGGAGACCCGAUAGCUUUUAUGAGAAGAUCAAGAAAAACCGGUCUCUUGGACUCCAUACUCUCUGUUUGCUAGAUAUCCGAGUGAAAGAGCCGACUUUUGAAUCUCUUUGCAGAGGAGGGAAGAAACAAUACGAACCACCCAGGUAUAUGACUGUUAAUACAGCGAUUGAGCAGCUUCUAGAAGUUGAGCAAAAGCAUGGUGAUUCAGUUUAUGGUGAAGACACAGAGUGUGUGGGCUUUGCACGGCUUGGCGCUGAGGACCAGAAGAUAGUUGCAGGGACUAUGAAACAACUCGAGAGUGUUGAUUUUGGGGCACCGUUGCAUUGUCUUGUGAUAGUAGGCAAGACUCAUCCCGUGGAAGAAGAGAUGUUAGAGUUUUACAAAUACUAAAGUGCAGAUUCAAAAAAGACCACAAAAAACGAAAGAAAAAUCUUAUCUUUGCUCGAUUGCAAAGCUUCAAGGCGGAGAAAGUGGUGGAGAUGUUACUUUGAGGAAGAGAUUGAAACUAUGGAACCGAUAGGUUUUCACACUUUUCUUCAUUUUUGUUUACUUUCGUUGGUUUUGAUGUUACAUAAGCAUAACUAUAUGAUGUGACUUCGAAUAUGAGACUGAAAGGUGGAUAUUGAAAUAUAUUUUUUGGUUAUGGUAUGAGGCACUUUGUUUAA